GUAAAUAGAGAAAAGCCCCAAGAUGGCGGAGUCGCUGAGCUUCAUUCACUUCGGCGCUGCGACCAAAAGCCCGCUCCCCAAGCCCAAGGAACCCAAACCGUCGUCCGAGAGCCGGCCGCAAUCCUCCCGGGACCACCAUCCUCCGCCGCCCAAGAAAGUUCGCAACGACGAGAAGAGCCUUAAACCCAAGAAAGUGAACGGGGAAGGCGGAGAAGGGGGAGGAGGCGGUGGCGGCGGCGCGGCGGACAAGCAGCAGCAGCAGAGUUAUGGCAGCCCGACAACAUGGAGCUUCACUCCCGUCAAGACGAGCAGCCCUGCGGCGCCUGUCCAGCAGCCUCCGCUGCACAAAGUGUUCAAGCAGAGCGCCUUCCUCGCCUCCCCGCCCAAGCCCAAAAAGCUCAAGGAGAAGCGAGAGAAGGAGAAGGAGAAAGAAAAGGAGAAGAGGAAGCAUAAGCUGCCUUCGGAGAACAGCGUUAGUAGCGCGGGGAUGAAGAAGGAGAACGGGGAGGUGAAGUUGUUGCAGAAAGAACACAUCAUCAAAGACAAACUGAAGGAGAGAGAGAGGGAGAAGGACAGAGAGCGGGAGAGAGAAAAAAAGAAGGAAAGAGAUAAAGACAAGGAUAAAGAUCAGGAAAAAGAGAAGGAUAAGGAGAAAGAGAAGAAGAAACACAAAUUGAUGAAUGAGAUCAAACGGGAGAAUGGAGAAGUCAAGUUGCUGCAGAAAGGUGACAUGGAGAAACCGAAGGUAAACUCAGAGGAGUUGUUGCUUAAAAAAGUGAAGAAGAAAAAGAAAAAGAAACACAAAGAAGGGGAGAAACGGAAGCGUCCGAAGAUGUACAGCAAGUCCAGCCAGACACUGUGUUCGGCCCUGCUGAGCCCGGACCUCCCGGGCCUGCUGUCCAAAUCCGAGGCAGAAUUCAAAUCCCCUCUUCCUGUCUCUAAUGCCCUCGCCCUCUCCUCCACAACUGUCGGUGCCAAGCAGGACAAGAACUGCUGCUCCAAGUCUGGUUCCGGAGCUGGGGAUACUGGCUCCACGAAGCACUCCAGGCUACCAGGGCUGGAUGGUCUGGAAUUUGGCCGCUUCGUCCACGUGGAGCAGCAGCCGAACGGUGGUGCGCUGGUGCUGCACGCGUACAGCCGGGAGCUCUCUGUCCUGUCUCCAGAGGAGAUGCAGAGGUUUGCGCAGGAGUUUGUAACGUUAGCGUUCUGCGAAGACGAGAACAACGCAGCGCACUACGUCAUGGGCAUCAUCCACGGAGCCGCUUCCUACCUCCCUGACUUCCUGGAAUAUUUCUCCUUAAAGUUCCCAAACUCGCCUGUCAAAAUGGAGAUCCUGGGGAAGAAGGACAUCGAGACAACUACUAUGGCAAACUUUCAUGCUCAGGUAAAGAGAACAUAUUCUCAUGGGACGUACCGCGCUGGGGCCAUGCGCCAGAUCAGUCUGGUGGGGGCCGUGGACGAGGAGGUGGGAGAUUACUUCCCAGAAUUCCUCAACAUGUUACAGCAGUCCCCCUUCCUGGAACGGACGUUGCCGUGGGGAACGUUUUCAAGUCUGAAGCUGAAGAGUCCUACAGAGAGUGAUGACGGGCCCAUCAUGUGGGUUCGUCCUGGAGAGCAGAUGAUUCCUGUCACUGACAUGCCAAAGUCUCCCUUCAAAAGGAAAAGGUCAACCAAUGAAAUUAAGAACCUGCAGUACCUACCUCGGACGAGUGAGCCGCGUGAGAUGCUGUUUGAGGACCGGACGCGUGCACACGCGGAUCACAUUGGACAGGGCUUUGAGAGACAGACCACUGCUGCUGUGGGAGUGCUGAAAGCUGUACGCUGUGGAGAGGGUGCGGAGCCUCCUCGCAUUACCAAAGACGUGGUCUGCUUCCACGCUGCAGAUUUCACUGAUGUUGUGCACCGAUUACAGUUGGACCUUCACGAGCCACCUCUGUCUCAGUGUGUGCAGUGGGUGGAUGACGCAAAGCUGAAUCAGCUGAGGCGAGAGGGGAUCCGCUAUGCUCGAAUCCAGCUCUAUGACAACGACAUUUACUACAUCCCCCGCAGCGUGGUCCAUCAGUUCAAGACGGUCUCAGCCGUCUGCAGCCUGGCGUGGCACGUCCGCUUGAGGCAGUACCACCAUAGUGUGGAAGAAGAGGCGCCAAAGGAAGAAGAGGAGGACAAGAAGCCCCCGUGUAUCAAACAAGAGCCUCUGUGUAUCAAACAGGAGCCACCCUGUGAGAGCCUGAGCGCCCCUACAGCUUCACCCGUCUCCACCGAUACCAAGCCACCCAGAGAUGUGCCCCACGUGCCCCAGAUUAAGGUAGAAGAGGUGGAGCCCCUCCCUGAGCGGAUGGCCAAAGCCCUCAGUAGUGCUCCCAGCAGCUCCAGUGCUACGCCGCCUCUGGCCCACACAGCCGUGUCAGAAUUUCGACCCAAAGCACACCAUCAUCAUUCAGAAUGUGGAACCACUCCUACACACGCGGUCAUGGCCAGGCCAGCACCCAGCCUGACCUCAACAGCGCCCAAACACACACACCAUUCUACACCAACCAAACACACGCACACCUCGAUGCCAACCAAACACACACACACCUCUUCCUCAACCAAACAUCACACACACUCCAGCUCGACGUCCAAACACACCCACUCUUCUUCCACGCCCAAAUCCACCCAUUCGACCACGACGCCAACCAAACACGUGCAUUCUUCCAGCACAACCAAACACACACACACUAUCCCAACAUCCAAACACAUGCAUUCCCCUAAUCCUAAACCCAGCUCUGGACAUUCAGACAGUCGGACUGCGCCUCCCCAGCACCAAGUUCUGCCUCAGGCUGUCCUGCCCCAGUCUCAACCCCAGCAGCUGCCCCAUCCCCAGCAACAGCAGCACCAGCCCCAGCCUCGGCCAGACAGAGGCCAGGACUCUCUCCACCCAAAGCCUGUUGUCAUGCCGCAGGACACGCGGCCGCACCACCCGCUCAACCCCCUCCUGCAUGAACAGCAGAAAGACUUUUUAUACUGAUUAUACUGAUUUGUACAUAACUGUUUUUAAAAAAUUGCAUUUCUUUAAUUUUAUUUCAAGGUUUUGGGUUAACUUUCUGUUUGUAUUGAUCCGAUGAGGCGAAGAUAAAGGAAGGACGAGCGUGACACCAACAGCAGCGUGUGAGGUGGAAAGCAGCAGAGUGGCAGACCUCCAGCAGGGCGAGAGUGCGGCUCGCUCCCUCUCCCUAACGUUACCGAUGGAAUACAUAGCAAAUGUAGCGCGUAACAUUCCUCAGUGCCUGCCUGUAACUGUGAACUAUCAAAGCACUUAGGGCCAGCUGCACUGCUACCCUGCAGGUCGGAAAACAAAAACCCCACAAACAGGUCCUUAAAUAAUAUAUUUUUAAGUUGUAGGCUAUAGUUGUAUUAGAGCUGACAUGAACAUAUAUAUUUUUAAGAUGAGAUGAGACAGAAUUCUUUUAAUGACUCCAGGCUUUUCCAUAGAGCUUAUUUAUAUCAAGGUUGUUUUUUGUUCCAUUUUUAUUGUCAGCACUGUAGUGUAUAUAACUUUUUUCUAAGAAAAUGUGUAGUUUGAUUUAUAUCUAAUUAAGAACCUCGUAAUAAAAAGUUCUUGAUAUUGGAUAUUGUCGUCAUGUAAACAAGGGCUACACUGAACGAUCAUGUGUGUAAUCCAGACUGGCUCGGUGUUCGGUAGGCCGCCCUGACCUACCAGCACGCUUCCACUUUCAUGAUUAAUCCAGAAACGUUUCCACAGUUACUCUGUGUAGAACUUAAGACAACUGUGUUUGGAGAUGACUGAAGAUUAAAAGCAUAGGAUCACCGCACA
Colossoma macropomum (tambaqui) is the source of this 3814-nucleotide messenger RNA. Its product is annotated as lysine-specific demethylase RSBN1L-like. NCBI's taxonomy places the organism in Eukaryota, Metazoa, Chordata, Actinopteri, Characiformes, Serrasalmidae. The coding region runs from base 23 to 3007 and encodes 994 amino acids. Gene Ontology annotation, cellular component: nucleus. The transcript is spliced from 8 exons. The record is from RefSeq and is a predicted model, not a curated record.